UUGAAGUUCCAUUGAACCAACUUUUCUCUCCACAUCCGCCUCUCAACCUGUCACUUGACGUGACCAUUGGUACAUCCUCUCGUCGAUCGACUCCUCCCGCUGCGCUGCUGAUCAAUUUUGAGCAAGCUGCACCUUUGCAGCUAGGAGUCCAAUCAAGGUCGCCUAGUGUAGCGAUCGAAAAGCGCCGCCUUUUGUACCACCCAGAUCCCAUGCGUUCCUCCAUGCUUCCCGCCAUGCGUCCCUCCACGUCGCCCCUUCCACCGGCUUUUUCUGCCCAUGACUCGCGUCUUCGCGAAGCGGGAGGCUCUUCACCUGACAGCAUGGUUACCACAGAGGAUCGUUCGCAGGAGAAUUCGGCUACGACGACGCAUUCGCGCGAGAUGAUGACGGGCCUGGAAGCCGCACAGGGCCUGGGAGCGAUCUAUAAUGACUCCCAGCGGGGGGGAUUGGAGAGCGUGAGGGUUGAAGAGACGCACGCGAAUGGAGGCGCGAAUGGCGGCGCGAAUGGAGGCGCGGUGAUGGUGGGAGAAGACGGGCCGGCGAGAGAGUGGACGGAAGAUUUGGGGCUGCUACAGGAUCAGGUGCCACGGCUAGAAGGGUCGCAAGCUGAGAGGCUCAUGGAGGUCAAGGAAAGCGAGGAGCGGGAGGCUUUGCCUGCGAAUCCACGGUCCGAAUCUGUAGAUCGACUGCUCGAGCUUGCCGAUUUGUCGUCCAAAGCUGUAGAUCUUCGGCCCGAGCCUGCAGGUCUAUCUUCCGACCGUGUGAAUUUACGGUCCGAAGCUGCGGGUCCACGGUCCGAGCCUACAGAUCUCCGGUCCGAGCCUACAGAUCUCCGGUCAGAGCCUGCAGAGCUCCGGUCCGAGCCUGCAGGCCAAGCGCAGGAGCAAUCCCCAAUACCAGAGGGGCAAGUUUUGUCGAAGAAGGCAACAAGUUCUUGUGCAGCAGGACCUUCUCAGGUGAAAUUUCAGGUGGAUGGUUCAAGGGCUCAGGUGGAGCCUCAGGUUCAGAGACAGCAGAGAAAGCUGCAAAAGCAGAUCAAGCAGCAGCAAUUAGGGCAGCUGCCAGUGCAGCAGCAGCAGUUGUACAAUAGUUCUCAUGAGCAAAAUCAACCGGAUAUUCAGCAUUAUAAUUGGCAGCAGUUCCAGCAGCAGCAGCACCAAGAUCCGUAUCAGCAGCAGCAGCAGCAGCAGCAGCAGCAGCAGCAUCUGGUGUACAGUCAUAACAAUGGAAGCCAUUCCGAGCAUUAUUCCCCUCAUCUUCAUCCUCCUCCUCCUCCUCGUUAUCACGUACAUACCACAUCUACUCCUCACCUUUCUCCUCUCUACCUCCUUCAACACCUGCAGCAACAGCUGCCACCAUCGCUGCCCGGAACCCUCCCACUUCAUCACCAGCAGCAGUGCGUUCAGCUUCCCGGUAACCAUGUAACCAUGUGCAGCCACGCCCCUUACGCCAAUCCGACAUACAGCUUCAACAAUAACAACAGCAGCAGCAGCGGCCAUUAUCCGUUGGGCGUGUUUUGGGACAUUGAGAACUGCUCGGUGCCGUCCGACGUCCGCCCCGUGGACGUGGCAUGCAGAGUGCGCAGCGGCCUCGCUGCGCAUCCUGCCACCGCCGCCGCUCGCAUCACAGGUCAGUUUCCAGUGCCCUUCAUUGCACUUUCCUCUCCGACCUCUUCCCCUUCGCCCUCUCCGAUCUUUCUCAACCCCCCACCCUCCGCCUCCCACACCUCUUCCAGCCAGCCUUCCGUCAAAUGCUUCUGCUCCCUCUCCCUCCUCUCUCCCCCUGCGCCCCAAACCCCCCCCAUACCCCCACCAGCCUUCACGGCCUACGGCGACUUUGGCUUGCUGCCCAUCCGCAUCCGCGAGGGCCUGCAGCGCACAGGCGUGAACCUGAUGGACGUGCCGAGCGGCCGCAAGGACGCCUCAGACAAAGCUAUCCUCUCCGACCUCUUCCUCUUCGCGCUAGACCACCCACCCCCCGCCUCUAUCCUCCUCAUUUCUGGCGAUGUGGAUUUCGCCCCUUCACUGCAUAAGCUUGGGCAGAGGGGGUAUUCUGUUCUGCUGCUGGCGCCGGUGUACUCGCAUGCGGGGGUUUCGACGGCGCUGCUGUCGGGGGCGGGGUUUGUGUGGGACUGGCUUGCCCUGGUGCGCGGGCAGGGGCUGGUGGCGUUUGCAGGGGCAGAGGGGAGGAGGGGUGGGAGGAUGGAAGAGAUGGUGGGAGGGUUGCGUAUGGGGCAGAUGCAGGGUGUUGCAGGUGCUGCUGGAGAGGGGUUCUAUGGCGGUGGUGGUGGUAAUGGGGUGUUUACCGGGGGGAGGGUUGGAGGGUUUGGGGAUCUGGUUGGGAGGAAUUGGAUGGGGCCGAAUGGGUUGGUGACUCAGCAGCGCUCCCACCUGCACCAGUCUUCGUCUUUGCUGCCGCCGGUCCCAGGGCCCUCUGCUGCUGCUCCUCCUCCUCGUCACCCACACUUUUCUAAUACCGAAUCCCACUCACAUCCACCUGCCGCUCCACCCUCCUCCUCCUCCUCCACCUCUGCCGAUGCUCCUUCCUCACGUCCUAGUCCACCUCUUCAACCUCUUGGCGCCCCUCUGUGCCACCCGCUAUCCCGGUCAUCGGCCCCCUGCCCCCCGCAGCCCGUGCAUGGGAGUCCCCCUAUCAGCUCGUCUGGCGCAGGAGUGGAUGGAGGAGGGAAGGGAGGGGGUGGAGGGAAGGGAGAAGACAGGGGGGUGGUGAGUGUGGGAAGCGGCGAUGUGGCGGCGAAAGGGAGUAUCGAGGAGGUGUUGACUGCUUAUAGACACAUGUCCUCUGACAUGCCGAGUGAUAUGUCCCUUGACAUGUCAACUGAAGUGCCUACGGACGCGUCGACUGAUGUGGUGAUGCACACAUUGGUCACCAUGUCAUGUAACAUGAUGGCUGAUGGGCUUAUUGUACAUGCGACUAACCGUGGCGGUGAUAGGAGCAGCAUGGAUGCCGGCAGUGCAAUCGGCACUGCAGACGGUGCUGACGCUAGUGCUGUAAUAACGGCAGCUGGUAUUUCUGCUGCUGGUGCUGCCGCUGGUGCUGGUGGUGGUGCUGGUGGUGCUAUGGCAGAUGCCCCAAGCCAAGAGUUCUCUGCUGUUCUGCCAACUGCCCCUCCUCCCCUUCCUCCAUCCCCUGCACCCUCUCUCCCGGACAUCAAGGAAGAGAGGGAGACUGAUGCAACUGAUAGUCCUGGUACCAACGCGCACGUGCAUAUCUCUGGCGACUUUUCCACUCGCAACAUCGCCACAGCUCCAAUCCCGUAUUCCAACCCUCCCCCAAUACACCGACUCAUUCCCACCACUCACUCUUCUUCACUGGUCCCACCCCCCCCACAACCCUUCCCCUUCCCUUUCCCACCCCACACCCACGUCUACUCUCCCUCCCCCCCUCUUCCGCCGCCCUACCACCUUCCGGACAUCUUCGCCCCCGCGAAAUCCGGGGACAUUACGAAACUAUCCCACCGGCUGUGCCACCUGCUGCACCUGAACGGGGGGCGCAUGAGCCUGGUCCGCGUACCCUCAGAGUUCCGCCGCGUGUUUGGGCUGCGCUUGUCCCUGGCUGAAUUUGGUGCGACCAAGAUCGCGCACGUGGUCGCGAAAAUGGACGGCAGAGUGAUUGGGAUCCAAGGGUCUGGAUUGCGAAGGUUCCUAGUGCUGAAGGAGGGGGGUGCAGGGGGGUCAGGGGGUGCAGCCGAUGCAGGCGCUGCAGGUGCUGCAGGGGAUGCAGGGGUUGGGAGACGUGUUGCGGGGGAGGCGUUGGGGGUGUGCGGAGUGGGAGGGGCUGUUGGCGAGGCAAGGAUAGCUAUGGGUUGUGGAGGAGAGGGGGGUCCAGGAGCAGAGGCUGUAGGAAUGGCUGGGUAUGUAAGUGUCCAGAGGGGAGGAGGAGAGCAGGGUGUGAGUUGCGCCGCUGCAGAUACUACUAGUGAGGAGGAGGGUGGGCGAAGCAGCGGAACGCAGAGGAGCUCUGCUUCUGGUGUGUGGAUGCCGUGUGCAGGAAGCAGUGGGGCGUAUGCGGCCUUUGAAGGCAUGGAGGCUCAGCCAGUGGCGAAGAGUGGUGCCAGGGAUGACCUGGCUUUGGAAGCGCGCCAAGCUGGUGGGGCUGAUGGGACAUGUAGCAGUGUGGCUGAGAGUGAAGGUGCUUGGAAGGCGCCUCUGCUGGUGCCAGUAUCCGUGCUGACUGGUGCUGCUGCUGCUGCUGCUGCUGAUGUGUGUGGAAGGGCGGGCAAGGGGAAGGGGAAGGGGAAGGGGAAGGGGCAGGUGAGAGAGGGGGAGGGGAGUGGUGUUGAGGGGAGGGAUGAGGGAAGGGGAAAGCGGGGAAUUGACAUGGGGUUAGGGGACGAUGGAAGGGCGAGGAGGAACGGGGAAAGGGAGGUGGUGGUGGCGAUGGAGGGAGAGGAAGAGGGUGAUGUGGAAAGAAGGGUGGUUGAGGAAAAACGGGAUUUUAAGGGUACUAUGUUGGGGGGUGGCGGAAUGGGACGAGUGGAGGGAGAAGAGGCUCUCACCUCGGUGGGAGAGAACGAGCAGCUAGGGGCUUCAGUUGCUGCUGCCGCAUGGGAUGCAUUUGCAGGCUUUGAGGGCUUGGCUGGUUGUGCCGCCGAUGGUGCUGCGCCUGACAGGGCGUGUGUGACGGGUGGUGGUGCGUGUGCUGUGCUGUCUGCUGGUGGGAACAGGCCUGUGGGCAUACUUGACCUUUUGACUGGAGGCGAGUGGGAUGAGGCUGGUGCUGGUGGUGCACUCGAUAUUGGUGCACUCGAUAUUGGUGGACUCGAUAUUGGUGCACUCAAUAUUGGUGCACUCAGUAUUGGUGCACUCAAUAUGGGUGUACUCGAUAUUGAUACAGUCGAUAGUGGUGCAGGCGAGUGGGCUGAUAGUGCUGGCGCGACCGUCUGUGCAAAGGAGAGGGAGAGUGCAUGUGCGACGGGUAGUGUGUGUGCUGUGCUGCCUGUGGGUAACAGCCCUGUGGGCAUUGUUGACCUUCUGACGGGGGAUGAGUGGGAUGAGGGGUGGCGGGAACCUGAUGGCAUAGAUGCUGUUGGUGCAGGAAUGAAUUGUUUGAUCGCGGCAGAGGCAGAGGCGGAGGCGGAGGCGGAGGCGGAGGAAAAAGCAGAUGCAGAUGCAGGAUUAGAAGCAGAGAUGGAGUACAAGGGAGGGAUUAAGACAGAUGCUGGGAUAAAAACUGCGUCAGAGGAAGAGCUGGAGACAGUAACAGUGACAGAAGCAGAGGGGGAGACAGGGGUGGAGGGAGUGGUCACAGGAGAGGCACAGUUGCUGAAGGCGCGUUCGGGGGAAACAAACGCUACCCCAGUGGGAUUGGCCGGGGAUGCACAGGAGGAAGGGGAGGAGGAAACGGUGGAGGAGGAGGUUCUGGGUUCUGUUCCUGGUGUGGCAAGGCGUGGUGUGGCAGCGCACGCUCCCGCUGCAUCUGGAGGCUUGGCCAAUUCAGUGCUAUCCUGUGAUGCAAGGGGGCGUCCUGCUACGUUCAGUGGGUUUGCCUUCCUUCCCUUCUGGAUGUGGCAGUAUGGGGGGGGUGGAGGAAGAGGGCAAGGUGCAGAGGAGUGUGAAGGGGUGGAGAGAGGGGGGAGUGGACAGGAGAGGCAGAGGGAGAGUGGAAGAAGGGGUGGAGGGAGGAGCGAGGGAAAGAAGCGAGAGGGGAGUGGGGGGGAGAGUGGUGAUGAGAACGGGACGUGGGAGAGGCUGGUAGGGGAUUGGGACAAGGUGUGGGGGAGUGAAGAGGGAAGGGGGAGUGAGAACAGGGAGGAGAGAGGAGAGGAGGCGAGGAAUUGGGAAGUGGUAGAAGAGAAGGGGACUGCUGGUGAAGUUUUGUGUGGGAGUGAGAGCUGUCUAGCAGCAGCGGAAGUAGUAAAGUCUAGGGGGAAAGGGGGCAAUAUGAGUGAGGGAGUGGUAAUGGGUUGUGUGCAGGAGAAUGUUGGUUGUGGAGGAGGGGAAAGGGGAGAGGAGUUAGGGAUAGAGAUGGAUGGGGGAGAGGGAAGUGUUGGGGAGGAACGUGUAGGCAUGGAGGUGGAUGGGGUGAAGGAAAUGGUGGGGGGUGGAGGUGCCAUGGGAGGUGGAGGUGGCGGAAAUUGGGCAAGGGAAGUUGUAGGGGAACAGGAAGUGGAGAGACCAGAUGAAGAGAGAGCGGAGGGAGAGAGAGCGGAGGGAGAGCGAGCGGAGGAUGUAGGCAUGGAGUGGGGCGUGCAGAUAGGAGGGGAAAAGGGCGGCAGUGGAGAGCAAUUGUGUGGAGAGGGGGGUGUGCUGCAGGGAGAGGGGGAUGUGCAGGGAGACGACUUGGAGGUUGCUGGAUAUGUGAUAGAAGCAAUUUCCGAGGAGGGGAGUGAUAUUCAUGAUGUGGAGGUGGAUGAGGAAGUGAUUGUAUGGAGUGGCAACCAGAAAAAGAGAAUUUGAGAGUGCCUUUGUUGGGAGGUGGGGUGUAGUAUCUUAUCAUUUUAGAGAAUGGAAUUUUGGUGUAUGGCUUCGGUGUGUAGAUUAUAUUUAGUUUGUUGCAGUUUCGGCUCUGUGUGACAAUAGUAUCACUUGACGAGCUCAGAAUAAGCAAAAACAAGGCUCGACGUGAAUCGUCGGAUGGGUUGCGUAUGCCUACAUUUUUCCCGUUCACAAUUCAAGUUAGUAUUUCCCCCCCGCCUUUUUCUUUUCAUUUGGGUUGUGCAUAGAAAUUUUGUGAGUAAAAUACUA
Molecule: messenger RNA, 6707 nt
Organism: Closterium sp. NIES-67
Lineage: Eukaryota; Viridiplantae; Streptophyta; Zygnematophyceae; Desmidiales; Closteriaceae
Source: the annotation of a GenBank genome assembly